AUGGUCGGCAUUAACUUUGUCUCAGUGGGAGUAUCGCAAAUAUUGGAGUUAAUGCGCCAACAAAUUGAUGCCGUGACCGGGGCCCAAAUUCAGGCUCUAUCGCGGCAGUCACCUGUCGGUACCCAUGCACACCCCAGCCCUCGCCUUGCCCCUGAAAUUACUCACCAUUCGUUUGGACUGCCGGUUUCCAGGCUUGACUCAUCAAGAUCUUCCGAUUCGUCGGUGCAAUACGAUACCCGAAGUGCGGAAGACCUCCGUUCUGACGACUGGGCGCAAACCGAUCCUAUCAUUGCUGGUACUAUGACUCCUCAAAAAACCGUAUCCGCUGCGUCUCCAGAGGCAUCAUCCCCAGUGGGGAAUGAUAUGUGCGAUAACGUGACAUCUGAGGCUUCGGCGGAGCGCAGGGUACAAGUGACGUGCCCUCCGAAACCUCUAACACCGGCGGGUCAGUACCUCCCCCUUUCUCAUGUGAAGGAAACUAUGACGAGAAUUAACGUCUAUGUGGUGGCGGUCGAGAUGAUAAGAGCGUCGGUGCGCAAUCUAAUCACGCAACGUGAUCUGUUAAACUAUCGUGCCAUCGAUCCCUCCAUCCACGGAACCACCGAAGGUGAUGAUAUAGAUUAUUCCGUACAAAUUUUGGCGCCGAACUGUACCAAUCAGUUCCACGUGAACUACGGGGAUAUCAUCCGCUUGAAACGUGUGGACACCAAACUUGUAGUGGAUAAAUCGGGGAAUCGGCACAUUAACAUCAUCAUGAGCCUGAAAAAUCACCCUUCCAUGAGAGUGUGGCCGAACUCAGAAUGUCGAGUUCGAACAGAUGAGCCUGAAAAGGGUGACGAAGGCACUGCUGGUGAGGACCAGACACACCAGCAAAGUCAACCUGACCCUUUACAGCAACUGGAGUCCGAAGCGUUGCUAAUUUACGGGGGAAAUCGCACACGGGUAGACAACGAGGAUCUCGAAAUAAUCUCUCGCCUACGCGAAUGGGUACGUACCAAGUUGGAUGCCGCAGAACUUACUGGUAAUCGCAACUUCCUGCAUACCAUUGCCGGUGCAAGUGAAGCCGCCAGCGAUUUUGUUGUUUGCGUCUUGGAAGUCACACCGGAACCAGAGGUCAACUUGGUUGUUAGCGACUCCACAUCUAUGGCUGUGGUUAUGGGCAUGAACGACAUUCUGGUAUCCAAUCUGCUGGAGUCGAACAAUCGCAUCCAACCAGGGGAGUGGAUUAAGUUGCGGUACGUGCAGCGGCUGCCGCAGCAAUUUAAACGAGCAAAUGGCAGUAGUUACGUGGUGCUUAAAGCAUCCACAUUUUCCUGUGCCACGCGGCUUCCUAGGUGCUGCCUGCCGUACGUGAAACCCAUCCCAGUCACUUCUUCGCGGUAUGUUUAUUGCUAUUAUUGA
Babesia sp. Xinjiang is the source of this 1401-nucleotide messenger RNA. RefSeq lists its product as uncharacterized. Bases 1 to 1401 code for a protein of 466 amino acids. The record is from RefSeq and is a predicted model, not a curated record. The transcript has a single exon. NCBI's taxonomy places the organism in Eukaryota, Apicomplexa, Aconoidasida, Piroplasmida, Babesiidae.